CUUGCUGUUCUUUCUCCGUCCUCGCUCCUUAUCGCUAGCAGCGAGCCCAGACGCCUUGUCGGCGUGCGCAAGAAUAACAUUCUUCACCAACAAUGCCAUCCCACUCCAGGGGCAGCACCGCCCACACUCUCUGGCAGUAUGGCCUUCUAUUCUCCGUCAUUCUCCAGACCUCCGCGGCGGGGGGCAGCGAUUCCCCGUCCAGCGGUAGAAACGGGUACAAUUAUGGACAAGCCAUCCCAGUGACCUGUCUCAAUCGGACCAUCGACUCGGGCGAGCAUAUAACCGACAAUCAAGGACACCUACAAUACAUCCCCUUCCCAACAUGCAACGAGACCUCCCUCCCGCUCGCCCUCCACUACGGCGUCUCCGAGACUGUCAACUGCACCAUCGCCUCGCUCCCGGAUGAGCUCUACCACCUCCUCGAAUACUACGUCCACUCGGACGUGCCCAUGACCUGUCGCGUGCCCACCGCUCCCUUGGCCCAGCAUCUCCUCAACACGCCCGAGACCGCGGACGACGGCCAAGCCGCGGGGAGCCACGAGCUCGAGAUCGACACCGACGGCCCGUCCUACACGCCCAUCACGUUCGCGCUCCAAGGCACGCUCCAGCGGAGCCACCUGCACAUCUGGACGGACAUGAACCUCCUGGCGCACAAUAUCGCGGCGGACUUGAAGGACAUGAAACAAAAGGCAAAGAAGGGUAAGGGCAAGGCGGCGGCCGCGGGCUACGUCGUCGCGGGCACGGCGUACUCGGUCCCGGAGUUCGAUGUCAUCGUUCAACGACAGAUGGAGAAGAAACAUACCAGCGACGAGGAACAGGCGGCGUCCGCGGCCGUGGCGGAGGCGGCCAAGGAUCCCUGGACCGCGGGCCAUGGGACGAAAGUCAUCCGCGGGGAGCCGUUGACGUUCUCGUUUCACGUCAAUUGGGUCGAAGGGGGGAGGGGCAUUGGGUGGCCUUCUUCGGGGCUGGGGUCGUCUGGUACGCUGGGAGGAGGAGACGGGGCCGAAGGCGCGGGUUUCUUCUCGAGACUGGUGUUCUUUGUGAUGGCUGCUGGGGUGGGGGCGGUUGUGGCUGUGUAUUGGGAAAGGAACGGGGGCUCUUUUGGAAUGAGGCGGCGGAGGGGUGAAGGGAUCCUCGGGGUGAGUUCGUCGUCCAGAGGGAAGGUGGGUAAUGGGGCAGUGGGAAUCACGUAUGGGAACGGCGGCAAGAUGAAUGGGUAUGGUGGUUAUUCUUCGGCUGGGGCUGGCAAUGGGGCCGCCGGGGCUGGGUACGGAUAUGGAGGGUAUACCGGUAGUGGGAAGAGGGAUUGA
Messenger RNA from Aspergillus uvarum CBS 121591, 1310 nucleotides. RefSeq lists its product as uncharacterized. Bases 93 to 1310 code for a protein of 405 amino acids. The record is from RefSeq and is a predicted model, not a curated record. The transcript has 3 exons. Lineage: Eukaryota; Fungi; Ascomycota; Eurotiomycetes; Eurotiales; Aspergillaceae.